This is a messenger RNA of Taeniopygia guttata (zebra finch), 5059 nucleotides long. The record is from RefSeq and is a predicted model, not a curated record. NCBI's taxonomy places the organism in Eukaryota, Metazoa, Chordata, Aves, Passeriformes, Estrildidae.
GUGCUUUCCUGCCCAUACCCCUGUCCAGAUGCCAUGUCCCCGUGCUGAAGCUGUGCCCCUGUCCCUGCAGAACGACUCCUGGGGCAAGCAGUACUCGUACGCCCUGUUCAAGGCCAUGAGCCACAUGCUGUGCAUCGGCUACGGGCAGCAGGCGCCGGUGGGGAUGUCGGACGUGUGGCUCACCAUGCUCAGCAUGAUCGUGGGGGCCACCUGCUACGCCAUGUUCAUCGGCCACGCCACCGCCCUCAUCCAGUCCCUGGACUCCUCGCGCCGCCAGUACCAGGAGAAGUACAAACAGGUGGAGCAGUACAUGUCCUUCCACAAGCUGCCCGCCGACAUGCGGCAGCGCAUCCACGACUACUACGAGCACCGCUACCAGGGCAAGAUGUUCGAUGAGGAGAGCAUCCUGGGCGAGCUGAGCGAGCCCCUGCGCGAGGAAAUCAUCAACUUCAACUGCCGCAAGCUGGUGGCCUCCAUGCCCCUGUUUGCCAACGCAGACCCCAACUUUGUGACAUCCAUGCUGACCAAGCUGAAGUUUGAGGUGUUCCAGCCCGGGGACUACAUCAUCCGGGAGGGCACCAUCGGCAAGAAGAUGUACUUCAUCCAGCACGGCGUGGUCAGCGUCCUCACCAAGGGCAACAAGGAGACCAAGCUGGCCGACGGCUCCUACUUCGGAGAGAUCUGCCUGCUGACGCGCGGCCGGCGCACGGCCAGCGUGCGCGCCGACACCUACUGCCGCCUCUACUCCCUGUCCGUGGACAACUUCAACGAGGUUCUGGAGGAGUACCCCAUGAUGAGGAGAGCCUUCGAGACCGUGGCUCUGGACAGGCUGGACAGGAUUGGCAAGAAGAACUCCAUCCUGCUGCACAAAGUGCAGCACGACCUCAACUCGGGGGUGUUCAACUACCAGGAGAACGAGAUCAUCCAGCAGAUCGUGCAGCACGACCGGGAGAUGGCUCACUGUGCCCACAACGUGCAGGCCGCCGCCGCCGCCGCCUCCACGCCCACGCCGGUCAUCUGGACGCCGCUGAUCCAGGCCCCGCUGCAGGCCGCCGCCGCCACCACCUCGGUGGCCAUCGCCCUGACCCACCACCCGCGCCUGCCCACGGCCAUCUUCCGGCCGCCCGUGUCCGUGCUGGGCUCCCUGGGCCAGCAGCCCAGCCAGACCCCCCGGCAGCUGAAGAGAUUCCAGUCGCUCAUCCCGUCCGCCGGCCCCUCUGCCGUGGGCUCCCCGUCCAGCACCCCGUCCCAGCUGCACACGCCGGGCGCCGAGACGCCCUCGUCCUCCUCGUUCCACAUCCAGCAGCUCGCCGGCUUCUCGGCCGCCGCCGGCCUGGGCCAGUUCCAGGUGGGGUCCCCUCUGGGGGGCUCCGGCCAGCCGGGGCUGAGCAGCACCUCCUCGGUGGGGCUGAGCCACUUCCAGAAUGCACCCUCUGGGUCACCCUUAGGCGCAGCUCAGCCCCUGCAGCAGCAGCAGCAGCAGCAGCAGCAGCAGCAGCAGCAGCAGCAACAGCAGCAGCAGCAGCAGCAGCCAGCCCUCUCCAGCAGUGGAUUUGGGCACUUCCAGCAAGCCUCAGCCAGCUCCCCAUCAACAUCCCUCACCCAGCUCUCAUCAAACUCCCCCCCCAGUCUCCUGAACCAGUUCCAGCCCACCACGAGACCACUGCAGGGGGGACAGUCGCAGCAGCUCUCGGGCAGUGGGACCCUGGGGGGACUGAACCACUUCCAAGCCCCUCCUUCUUCCAACUCUCCAUCCUCCAGCCUCAGCCAGCUGGUGCAGGCCUCGGGCGGGCCGUCCGCAGGCCUGUGCCAAACACAUCCAAGUGCUUUAGGAUCUCUGACUGGAACGAUAGCCCAGCUCCACCAAGAGCGGCCUCCCUUCGCCUCCGCGUCCCCGCUCCAGCAGCCCGGCAUCGCCUCUCCCUCCUACACCCCUUCUGGCCUUAGUCCUCCCAGUCAGAGCCCGGUGGCCACCAGAACUUUCCAGAGCGGCCCUGGCGGGGCCUCGGGCUCGCAGGGCUCGCUGCUGCUGCCGCAGCCCGCCAGCCCCCCGGCCCAGCCGCUGCCGGCGCGCGGCGCGGUGCCGCCGGGGCGCCUCAACCAGGACAUCAAGCUGAUUUCUGCAUCCCAGCCCUCCCUGCCCCAGGAGCUGGCUCAGACGCUGGGCCGCCACAGCUCUCCUCAUUCCUCUAGAGAAUCUGUUUCCAGCUUCUCCCCUUUCCCGGGCGGCGGGAGCGGACUGCUGGGGAGGCCGUGUAGCUCCAUCCCCGGGCGGGUGACGCUGCCACGCCAGAUGUCCUCAGGUUCUCUGCCACACCCGCUGGCCUUGGGAGCCGGCGCCGCUCCCCUGACUGCGGGCGGGCGGAAAGAGUCCAUAGUGCUCACGGGGGAUCUGGAGCCCGUCAGGUCCAAACUGCCCUCCAAUUUGUGAGGACUCCUGGAGCAGCUGCUCCUGCCAGCUCUGCCCUUCAGUUCCUGAUGAGUUCACCGAGCAGUUUUUUCCUUUCUUUCCCUCUGCACCACUCCUGCUUUUUUUUUUUUCCUCCAUUUCUUUUGUUUAGGUUUAACUGUGCUUAGAAACAAAGAAAAAACACAUGAAAAACAACGGGAAAAAAAAAAAGAAGAUAACCAGGUAUUCUUAGAGCUAUAGAUUUUUUGGUCACUUGAUUUUAUAGAAUAUUUUAAUACACAGGAAAAAAAGGAUACGAGCAAAUUUAAUCCAACGAGGUAACGCACAGCCGGGGCACGUGCCUGAGCUGGAACACGUGAAUGAGCAGCCAUAGAAGCCACCAAAAAGGUUUUCCUGUUGAGACAAAGCUCCGAGGUUGAUGUGGGCCACAGAAGGGCUCGUGGGGUCAGGCCCGGAGCUGGUGUUUGUAGAGCAGCCCUGGUUGGCCUCAGCUUUGCCCCAGCUGUGACCCCGGGGCUGCAGACACACUACAAGUGUCCCUGCCUCCCUGCCAGGUCACCUCCUGCGCUCAGCAGGUCACAGAGGAGCCAGGAAGGGGCGAGUUCACUCUUUUAGACCCCUUGAGGGAUUUCCCAGGGGCUGAGAUUUGGGUUGGACUCCAGCUGAGGAAGAUGAAGGUGACCAGGAGAUGGAUGGGUCUCGCUGCAGAUUGUCCCUUUCUUACUCCACUGAUGCUGCAGUGGGAGCAGGGAGCAAUCCCUGCAAGGCACAGGGAGGGCAGGGAUGAUCCCUCUGUACUUUGAUGUGGGCAGAGGGAGAAGCCAGCACAGGCAGAAGGCCCCGAGCUUCAGCCUCUCCAUGGAGCGUGCAAAGCACGGGAGGGAUGAAGGAAGAGGCAGUUCUUUAACGUCCCCUCUGUCACUUCAGCGUCGCAGUGUCCCUGGGUGACUGCUCUGAGGAGAACUAGAAAGGACUGAGCAGUGGGUGCAGUCCCCAGCCCAGGGCAGCGUGAAGGCACCAGGACAGUUCCAAGAUUCACAACUCCGUUUUUACCAUCAAAACCAGAUCAGCCCAGAAAUUUGGCCGGCCUCGGUCUGUGCUUGUCCCCUGCUGGGGGAACCGAAAUCUUUUGUUUGAUUUCACCAGCAAUAAGAGCCUGCAGCUGGUGGGCUUCCCCUGACACCCUGCAGGCCCCCGGGCACAGCCGGGGCUCUGGGCUGGGCUUUGGGCUCCCGGCCCGGGCCGUGCCGGUGGGGCGGGACAGAACGGGGCCAGCAGCACUGAGCAGCCACAGCCUUUACCUCCAGGGCAGUCUCCUUUUGUGUCACUUCGUCCUUCCUCUCUGUUUGGGUUUUUCUUAGGCCAAGGGGUGUCUGUGGCCACCUCACUGUCCGAGUCAGGUGCUCAACUUUUCUAACGCUCCUUAGAGACACAUCCAGCCUCCCUCUGUCCCCAGCCCUCACGGGGACAGGACUCCAUGCAGCAGUGCCAAAAACUUCCCCAGCCCAUCCCGAGCCCCUCCAGCUCCCUGUGCCCUGCCCCCAAACCCUGGCUGACAGUUUUUAUACCGACUUGUCUGCAGAAGUCUCUGCCACGUGCCUGCACCUUGAAUGUUGCAUUCCUGGGCACUCCUGCUUCACCCUGCUUUGGUGGCUCCGAAUUCAGAUGUGAUCAGCUUUGGUCUUCCUUAAAGGAUCAGGGGAACUCUGGAAAUGCUUUUUCUACUGGCUCCAUACAGCUCUGUCUGUGUGAGUGUGGUGGGAGGGUGAGCGUGUGUGUGUGUGUGUGUGUGUGUGUGUGUGUGUUUGUAUAGAUUUUAUAGAUGUAUCUAUAUCUACACACCUGCUUUUCUAUCUGUAGGGUAGUCACACACAUCUGUAGUCUAUUUAUGCACAUGUAUCAGCACACACACACACACAUAUUUAUAUAUAUAUAUAUGUAUAUCCUAGUUUUAAAAUACGUGUCAGUUCUGACCCUCCUGCAGGGCUGAUUGGCAGGUGACAAUUAUAACCUCUAGAUCCUGCUUUUCCAAAUAUGUACAGGUUCAUCUUGAAACAGGAAUUGAAGCAGACUCACAGACCCUCUCAUGUUUUCAGAGGUAGAAGGAAGACUCACAAUAUCCUUUUCAGUUUUUUGGGUUUGUAGCCAACCUUUCCCCUGUGUGCCAGAGGGCCCCUGGCCGAGCACCUGGAGAGUUUGGGGGCUCCGUGUGGGGCUGGGCUGGGCAGGCAGGGGGGAGAGGUCUCCAGCCCUCCUGGGCUCCUGUCCCGUGGCUGCUGCGCUGGCCCCGAGUCCUGGUCACCCUGGGGACCCUCAGGGGACACCCAGGGCUGGCACUGCCCCCUCCUCACUGCAGGACAUCCUCCUUGGCUUUGCUUCCCUCGGGGAUCUUCUUUGGGUUUCCAGCUCUCAGCACUGCAGUAGCCAACUUUGAGUUACUCUGACUGGACCCCAGUCAACACUAGGCUUGUCUCAGUAGGUGGAACUAUAUUUAUUACUAUUAUUAUUAUUAUUAUUAUUAUUAUUAUUAUUAUUAUUACUAUUAUUUGGUUUCUUUUGGGGGGAAGGGAGGGGAAGAGUUCUAGGGGUGGGGUUUACAAUAUAAAACACACAAUAAAAACCUUAGUAAAUAAAAAUGUGAAAAACCCA